AUGACACAACACAGAAAUUUUACUGCUGUGUUUGCUUAUAUCCUAGCCUCAGUCGCGUACCGCGUCCAUAACUCCGUUUCUGAACCAAGGCUAGCCAAUUGCUUCCAAAAGACCUAUAGUCCAGUUACAGUGCCCGCUUUUUACAUUGAUGCCGUUGGAACGCCCGUAGAAAUAGCGAUUGAUAUCCCACAUAUAAUUAGGAGCCAUGCCAUGUUCUAUCCAUUUAAACAUAUAGCUUGGUUCCUGUUGCUCCUUGACUUAAUACACAAGCCAUUUAUUUUUGUUCUGAGUAGAUCCUCGAAGAUCACACAUAAAGGCGUUGUUCAAGGAAGCUCCUGCUUGAUCAACUUUAUAUCCUUGGUGGGCAGAUCCUUGAGGACAAACUUAGUGGCCACCUUGUCCUGGUCAAGCCGGACGCGGGCCUUUAUCAUCCGUAGAUCGCUAUUCAUAAUCAUCACCCAGUCGCACCGUGAGAAAUGA
Molecule: messenger RNA, 480 nt
Organism: Lobosporangium transversale
Lineage: Eukaryota; Fungi; Mortierellomycota; Mortierellomycetes; Mortierellales; Mortierellaceae
Exons: 3
Coding region: 1-480 (159 amino acids)
Source: RefSeq, a predicted model, not a curated record